AUGCCACCCAAACGCAAGAAGUCUCUCGUUGAGUCCCCAACCGAAUCUCCCACCCCAGAUGAGAACUUCGACGCCGUAUCCGUUGCAUCCAUUCCUUCUACCGCAUCCGCUACACCCGUCAAACCUAAAACUAAGAAACCUAAAAUUGAGAAAGGAGAAAAGGUCGAGAAAGUUAAAGCUCCUCCUAAAGCAAAAGCUUCUAUUAAAGAAAAGGCUUCUCUGAAAGAUAAAGAGGUGAAAGCAAAGGGUUUGACUAAAGAAGUUAAGGAGACGAAGGAAAUCAAAGAGGCGAAAGAUACUAAAGUUAUUGGUAAAGAUGGUAAGGAGAAAGUAAAAGCUGUGACGGGCGAUGAGGCACAAGAGGUAUUGUUGGAGUAUUUGAGUAGGGAGAAUAGACCUUUUAGUGCGGGGGAUAUUAGUGGGAAUUUGCAUGGGAAGGUAACCAAAACCCUCACCGACAAACUCCUCAAAGAACUCUGCAACUCCGGUCUCAUCAAUGGCAAAGGUACGAAUGGCGAUGGAAAAGGUUCACAAUGGGUCUACUGGGCCCUCCAAGAUCCCAAUUCUUCUCUCUCCCCUGAACAACUCGCAGAAAUGGAUUCGCAGAUUCAAGUUCUGCAGGAUCGAUUACCAGAAUUGAAAAUGGAUGCGAGGAAAUUGAAUAUACAACUUGCGGGGAUGAAAAAGGAAAUGGGGUUCGGGAAUUGA
Messenger RNA from Botrytis porri, 708 nucleotides. RefSeq lists its product as uncharacterized. Gene Ontology annotation, cellular component: condensed nuclear chromosome; DNA recombinase auxiliary factor complex. Gene Ontology annotation, molecular function: double-stranded DNA binding; recombinase activator activity. Gene Ontology annotation, biological process: homologous chromosome pairing at meiosis; meiotic joint molecule formation; meiotic strand invasion involved in reciprocal meiotic recombination. NCBI's taxonomy places the organism in Eukaryota, Fungi, Ascomycota, Leotiomycetes, Helotiales, Sclerotiniaceae. The coding region runs from base 1 to 708 and encodes 235 amino acids. The transcript has 2 exons. The record is from RefSeq and is a predicted model, not a curated record.